Messenger RNA from Penicillium cosmopolitanum, 1995 nucleotides. RefSeq names its product putative PHD finger domain protein. Gene Ontology annotation, biological process: regulation of DNA-templated transcription. Bases 1 to 1995 code for a protein of 664 amino acids. Gene Ontology annotation, cellular component: nucleus; Rpd3L-Expanded complex; Rpd3L complex. The record is from RefSeq and is a predicted model, not a curated record. NCBI's taxonomy places the organism in Eukaryota, Fungi, Ascomycota, Eurotiomycetes, Eurotiales, Aspergillaceae. The transcript has 3 exons.
AUGCCCAUGACCGACGAAACAGACCACAGCGGCGGGGUUAUCUUGGAUGGACCUUUUGAUCCAGAUGCCCAAGCCACUGUGACUGAUUACAUUGACUAUACCGAAUACCUCCCCGCCGACAUCAUCCGUUCCCUCACUCUCAUUCGCGGCUUGGAUGAUCGCUAUCUCAAAUCGGCGCAAUCCGUACACGACCUCAGCAAGAGCUACGGUCACCUUCCUGAUGUCGCGUCUGACGAGCGUCCUAGCGCCAUUGAAAUGCGCAAGAAUAUAUCUUUACAACUCGACCGUGCCAUCAAUGCUCGCGAAUCCUCCUAUGCUGAAUCUUGCCGCCUUUACGAUGUCGUUGAUCGCCACUUCGACCGCUUGAGCUGUAUCCAACCGACUCCUCCUCCAGAGCCUACACCCAAACGUUCCCGCAAGAAGGAAACCGCGUCCACAACACGAAUCACUCUCCGGUUGGACAAUCGCAAGCGCAGUAGCAAUCAAAAGUCAAGAUCGCGCCGCCCAGGACUUACAGCGGAACAUUUAGCCAACUUCAACCCGGAUUCCCCCAUCGAUAGUACCGAACAUUCCGAUGCUGAUGCUGAACCACAACCUCCACGCAAGGCCGCCAAACCACCGAAGAAGGAGAGGGAGAAGGUACGACGACCGAGUUCCGGCAAUGGAUUUUCCACAAGCAAUGCUCUCGCGCUUCUCAAACCACCCCCAGCAGAUGCAAAGGUUGGCAGUCAGGAUUUGCCAUGGCUGCGACUGACGGAAUGGGAGAUGACCAAAUUGAGGAAGAAGAUGAAGAAGAACGCCGUGUGGCAGCCCAGCGAGGUUAUGAUACACCGCGAGCUUGCCCUUUCUGGCCGUGGCUGGGAAGCCUAUCGCGUUGCUAAGACCGCCGCGAUUGAGGCCGGGUCUGAAUUCAUUGACUGUGAUAACCUGGAGGAAACUCGUCAUGAGGAAAUGGUGAAGGAUGCCGAGGAGACAAAGCUCAGCAACCGUGGUAUGAAGCUGAACGAAGCCAAGAAAUUGAAGCGUGAGAUGAUGGCACGAGAGGCCUUGCUCAAUGGAGAGACGCCAACCAAGCCUAUCCCCAGCCCCGUUCAAGCGACCCCAGCAAGUCGGUCCUCGCGGAAAAGAAAGCGAGACGAGAUUGCGGCUGGAGAGGCCAUUGAAGACCGAGUGGAGGCAGAAGAAGAAGUCACUAUAGAUCCAACUCCCGUGCUUUUACCGGUGAAGGUAUCGUCAAAGUCUAGCUCGUCACGCCGCCGAUCCAGUCGGGGAGCCGCUACCGGUGGAUCGGCAGAUGGAACUAGUGCUCCCAUCGCCCCGAUUUCGACCCGAGAAUCCCCCGCGGUUGAAGAAAAGGCAUCUCCACCUCCUCCGCCAUCCCCAACUGGUUCACGACGAUCAAUACGGUCGAUUGUACAGCCUGCUGGUACGCCAACUCCUUCCGUUACACGACCCUCGUCGAGACGAUCUGCCGCCGCUUCAAUCGAAUUUGGAGCUCUGGGGGGAAUAUCUGCCAGUGCUACAGUCGGCGGGCGAGAUUUCCGCAUUAAGAGUGCUACCCCGGCCCGAAAAACACCUGUUCGAGAGCCGUCUCACGCGCCAAGUGUUCCUGCUCCAGUCCGACGGCGCAAGCGGCCCGCUCCAGGCCCUGUUUCCACCGGUCAAGAUGGUGGUGCGGCCGUUAGUUACGGUCGUCGCAAGGCCAAGCCAGGCAAGAAACGUAUCAGUACUGGAAAAUCCCAGGAAACCCGUGUCGAUGAAGAUGGAGUUCUAGAGGAGAUAGAUUCCAAUGAGCCGCGUUAUUGUCUAUGCGGCGACGUGAGCUUCGGUACUAUGAUUUGUUGUGAGAACCAAGAUUGUGAUCGCGAAUGGUUCCACCUCGACUGUGUCGGCCUUUCAGAGGUUCCCUCUCGUACCGCGAAAUGGUACUGCCCUGAGUGCCGGGUGAGAUUCCACAAAGGCCCGGAUGGCAUCGUCAAAGGCGGAAGGCGAUGA